GGAACCGCCCCAGGGAGAAGGCUGUGCGGACCUGGGCCAUCGGCCGUCACCUUAGCUGUUGGUCCAGAUUUACCCGCAUCCCGCCCUGAUCCCGCCCCUAAUUAGCAUCCGCGGCGACUCGGGGCCACGCCGCUGACCCUGUUGCAGGACUGGUGUAGGGGGAGCAUCUGGACACGCAGAGGUCCAUGCUGAUCCUGGGGAUCCCCGAGGACUGCGGCGAGGAAGAGUUUGAGCAGACGCUCCAGGAGGCUCUCAAGCACCUGGGCAAGUACAGGGUGAUCGGCAGGAUGUUUCGGAGGGAGGAGAACGCCCAGGCGUUUCUCCUGGAGCUGGCGCAGGAUCUCGACUAUGCUUUGGUCCCCAGGGAGAUACCGGGAAAGGGGGGGCCCUGGGGAGUGGUGGUAAAGCCCCUUAACUCCGACGGGGAAUUCCUCAACCGACUGAACCGCUUCCUAGAGGAGGAGAGGCGGACUGUGUCGGACAUGAACAGAGUCCUGGGGUCCGAGGCCAAUUGCCCAGCCCCCAGAUUGGCCGUCUCACCCGAUUUCUGGACCUGGGCCCAGACCCUGGGGGCUGCCGUGCAGCCUCUGCUGGAGCAAAUGCUGUACCGAGAACUGAGAGUGUUUUCUGGGCACACCGUGUCCAUCCCGGGGGCGCUGGCCUUUGAAGCCUGGCUCGAGCAGACCACCGAGGUGCUGCAGAUGUGGCAGGUGCCGGAGGCGGAGAAGAGGCGGCGCCUGGUGGAAUGUCUGCGGGGACCCGCCCUGCAGGUGGUCAGCGGGCUGCGGGCCAGCAACGCGGCUGUCACCGUGGAGCAGUGCCUGGCGGCGCUGCAGCAGGUGUUUGGACCUGUGGAGAGCCGCAAAAUCGCCCAGGUGAAAUUUUGUCAGGCCCAGCAGGAGGUGGGAGAGAAAGUCUCUAGCUUCGUGUUGCGCCUGGAGCCCCUGCUCCAAAGAGCCGUGGAGAAAAAUGCGGUGUCACGGAGGAACGUGAACCAGGCUCGCCUGAAACAAGUCUUGGGUGGGGGCACGCUGACGGAUAAACUGCGAGACAGGCUGAAGCUGCUGCGGCAGCGCAGGAAGCCCCCCGGGUUCCUGGCCCUGGUGAAGCUCCUGCGCGAGGAGGAGGAGUGGGAGGCCACGUUCGGCCCAGAAAGGGAGCGGCCUGACCCGAUGCCCCGGUCACUGGCCAGAUCCAGCGGGCUCCGGGCAUCCCCUGUCCUCAGGAGCAGUGUCCAGGCCAGGCCUUCCCGGCGGUCCCGGCGCCGCAGGGGCAGAGGCCCACACCGGCGACGGGGCGUGCUGAGGGCCAGCCCCUGGGGCCCAGGACGGCGCAAACGCCACACGUUCUGCUAUGGCUGCGGGGAAGACGGCCACAUCAGGGCACUGUGCUUCAACCCCCCGAACCAGUCCCUGGUGAAACAGAAGAGACAGGCCGCAAGUGAGGCGGGAAACGGGAGCAGGGCUUGAGACAGGAGCCAUCCCAAGCCCAAGCCCAAGCAGGCUCAGGAGAGCGGGGCGACGCUUCUCACCACCGGCGGAGGAAGGGCAAGGGGGCAGCCAGAGGGACAGCAGGGGCCGACUGCGGGGUGCAGGGGCAGAGAACCCGGGUCAAGACCGAGCCCCCGAGCCCUCCCCCAGCUGGGGGGGACUCCGGCGACGAAAGGGCCAGUGCUUCAGUGAGGGCCAGCAGCAGAGCACCCAAGAGGCAGGGCCCGGCCACACCCAGAGGUGCGAGUAGGGUGCCCGGAUGUGAGGAGGAAGGAAGUGUGCCCAGAGGCUCGGGCCUGGGAAUCGCACCCACCAUUGGGCCUCCCCCAGAUGCCCACCCUGUGGGCUCUGAGCUCCGCAGGAGGAUGGGCCCCCAGGUGCUCUGGGGCCCCAAGGAGCCCUGCCUGAGGUCUCCCCUGCGUGGGCCCAGACCUCCCCUGCCCGGGGCAGUGCCACCCGUGCCCGAAGGAGCCAGCGCUGGUGAGGAGGACCUGGCCGGCAGAGAGGUAACGUCCCAGAGCAGGGUCUGCAGGGUCCACACCGUCUACAGGAUCCUCCACACUACCAUCCAGGUGCCCCAGGAAGGCGGUACCCUUGAGCCCCGGCAUGAGUGAAAGCCGGAGACACCAAGCCCCUGGGGGCCCAGCGCCAGCCAGUGGGCACUUGCCUGCCCCAGCGACUGGCAGGGGCUGUGGGCAAGGAGAGCCAGGCUUGGGAGGGGACCACGGGUUGGAGCCCCUGCCGAGCCUGGCGGGAGGGGUGGGGCUCU
Choloepus didactylus (southern two-toed sloth) is the source of this 2259-nucleotide messenger RNA. RefSeq names its product PNMA family member 3 (gene PNMA3). The transcript is spliced from 2 exons. Gene Ontology annotation, molecular function: nucleic acid binding; zinc ion binding. Lineage: Eukaryota; Metazoa; Chordata; Mammalia; Pilosa; Megalonychidae. The coding region runs from base 186 to 1469 and encodes 427 amino acids. The record is from RefSeq and is a predicted model, not a curated record.